UGGCCAGCAGCCGGCGUGGGCCCAUUGUGUCGAGCCGCUGUUUGUUGUACCCCUUGACUCGACUCUCCCACCCGCUCAAACAGUAGUGCUGUUAGCUUGCUGGAAAUCUGCCUGGUCUUGGAAUUGCAAGAUCUCCUUCUGUUUUGUCAGGCAGCAAUCUUCAUAAAACGUCUUCGAAAAAGAAGGGGGUAACUCGAGGUGCAGAAUGUACAGCUUUAUGGGCGGAGGGUUGUUCUGUGCUGGCGUAGGGAACAUCCUCCUGAUUGUUUCCACAGCAACCGAUUAUUGGAUGCAGUAUCGGCAGUCCAACAACUACAUGCACCAAGGCCUGUGGCGCUACUGUAUGCCGGGGAAAUGCUUCACACACAACGACAGCAUCGCCCACUUGGACGCCACGCGUGCCCUCAUGAUCCUGUCGCUGCUCGCAUGCUUUGUCGGUAUCAUCAUCGGCAUCAUGGCCUUCAUCCACUACUCCUCCUUUGACAGAUUUGACAAAACCUUUGCUGCCAGCAUUUUGUUCUUCAUCUCAUGCUUUUUAGUGUUGCUGGCCAUGGCCGUGUACACGGGGGUGACCAUCAACUACUUUGGGAAACGAUACGGGAACUGGAGGUUCUCCUGGUCUUACAUCGUUGGCUGGGUGUCCGUGGUCCUCACAUUCUUCUCAGGGAUAUUUUAUAUGUGUGCCUACAAGAUGCACGAGUGCCCAAGGAACUCUCACUGAUUUAUUUGUACGUCUUGGCCAUCAUCAAUGAGAACGACGGCGAGAGUUGCAACCUUUCUAUUGGCUUCAAUCUGACCAGCAACAUGAGCCCCGCAGCGUUGGCUCUGGAAAAUGACCAACGUUUCAGUGAUUUCAAUAAAAAAAACAUGGAAAAUGUG
Molecule: messenger RNA, 879 nt
Organism: Gadus macrocephalus (Pacific cod)
Lineage: Eukaryota; Metazoa; Chordata; Actinopteri; Gadiformes; Gadidae
Gene: lim2.1
Product: lens intrinsic membrane protein 2.1
Exons: 5
Coding region: 206-721 (171 amino acids)
Cellular component (GO): plasma membrane
Molecular function (GO): structural constituent of eye lens
Source: RefSeq, a predicted model, not a curated record